CUGCACAAACCAAGAAAUAUCAGCCCCUUUCUUUCUUUUACUUUCUUAUUGUCGACUCCGACCACCAGAUUCCGGUCCAUUAAAGGACCGCAACGUUAGGCUACAGAUCAGGGAAGGUAUAUAUGAAGUGAAAUUUGCUUACAACACAUUUUUAAAAUAUUUAUUUGGCUUCACUGGGUGUUCUUGUGGCAAGUAGGAUCUUCAGUCAUCCUUGUAAUGUUCAGGUUCUUUGGUUGUGACGUGUAAACUCUUAACUAUAGCAUGUGGGAUCUAGUUUCCUGAUCAGGGAAAGAACCAGACCUCCGUGCAUUGGGAGCUCAUGUUCUUAGUCACCGAAGUCCCCAAACUAACAUUUUUUAAUGAUAGAUUCAGAUCAUAGUUUCCAUACUAAUGCCAAAAUACCCAUGCAGUAAUAAUGCAUUCCUCCAUGUACUUCUUACUCCAUGACUCAUGUUCACUGGUUUGUGAGAUUCUCAUGCUAUGAAUUUGUUUUUUUCCACUUGACUUGAACAAGUGUCUUGGAAAGAAAAAGUGAGGGAUAUGCCUAAACUAUCACAAUUAAUGGAGUAACUUCAUGUCUUCUUAUUUUCUUUCUGCUUUGGAAAAUGAACACUCCUGUGUAUUUAGCAGAGAUGAUGGGUUUUGGGAGUUGGAGUUUUCAUCCCAAACCCAGGUCUGAUCUUUUCCAGUACACUCCAUGCUUACAUCACAGAGUCUCAUCGCAGGGACGGCUGACGUUCCAGGAUGUGGCCAUAGACUUCACUCAAGAGGAGUGGGAAUGCCUGGACCUCGGUCAGCGGGAAUUGUACAGGGACGUGAUGUUACAGAACUACGGGAACCUGGCCUCCUUGGGUCUUGUCUCUAAACUGGACCUGGUCACCUUUCUGGAGCAAUUGAAGGAUUCCAGGAAUAUAAGGAGAAUGGAGACAACAGCCAUUUACCCAGCUAUGUCUCUACAAGACACCCAGGAUUUGAUGCCGAGGAAUGCAGCGUUAGAAGAUGUAUUCCCAAAAGCAAACCUAGGAAUAUAUCAAACAUUUCACCUCAGAAACUUAAAUUUAAUGAAAGACAGGGAAUAUACAAGGGUAAAUGAAAGACAGAGAGGAUGUUUAUAUGGACAUAAAGAAAUGCAGACAGUUACACAUAAUGCUAACAUUACUGGAAAAAGAAAUGAGCAACGUGAGUCAACUUGGGGAAAACAGCAACUUCAGUCUUCAACAUCUACCGAGAAGUGUAAGUGUUUAAGAAAAGAUUUCUAUCCUUUUUUGAAACAUACAUGUUCUCUGAAAGGAAACGUGAAAAAUCUGGAAGGUAAUCUAGUCCCUAGUGCAAAUAGUGAUUCAGGCAAUUCUGAAUGUAGGCUUCGACUAAAUACGCAUUCAAGCAUGUCUGAACACCUACAAUUUAACAGUGAGAGGGCAAACUCACAAUCUAAUCAAUUUGAGGGAUCCGUGAGCAGGGUGUCAUUUUUCUUCCCCCAACAAAUAUUUUCUCUGCAUUCCAAGAUGUAUCAUGUUGAUGAUAAUGGAACAGACACAAUCCAACCAUUAUUGUUCAAUACAUAUUGUGAUAUGGUUAAUACUCAACAACUUUCCAUGUUUAAUAAAAUGAGUCAUACCUUAAGUAAGAGCUCCAGCUCCAAUAAUUACAAGAGUAUUUAUGGUGGAGUGAGAAGGUAUUCAGGCAAUGAAACUGGGUAUACGGUUGAAGGAGACUCAAACCUCAUGAAACAUCAGGGAUCCGAAUCUUCAGACAAGGAUUCUAAAAAUAAUAAAUGUAGAAAUACCUUUGACCAAAUGUCAGGUUUUUCUGUAGAUAAGAAUACCUGUACUGAAGAAAGGAUUUGUACUGAAUAUGGUAAGGUUUCUAAUCAGUCUUCAGAACUUAUUCAACAGCACACUGUUCAGAAUCCACAGAAAGAAAACAAGUGUAAGAUAUGUGGGAAGGUGUUUAGUAAGUCAUGCCAUCUAAGUAGACAUAACAAAAUUCAUACAGGAAGGAAACCUUUCAAAUGUACAGAAUGUAGCAAAGUGUUUAACCUUCGCUCACUUCUUACUAAGCAUGAGAGAAUUCACACUGGAGAGAGACCUUAUAAAUGUACAGAAUGUGGCAAAGCCUUUACUUACAACUCACAUCUUACUCAACAUCUGCGAAUUCAUACUGGAGAGAAACCUUAUAAAUGUACAGAAUGUGGCAAAGCCUUUAUCUGUUACUCACAUCUCACCUAUCAUCAGCAAAUUCAUACUGGAGAGAGACCUUAUAAAUGUACAGAAUGUAGCAAAGCCUUUAUCUGUUACUCACAGCUAACCUAUCAUCAGCGAAUUCAUACUGGAGAGAAGCCUUAUAAAUGUAAAGAAUGUAACAAAGCCUUUCAUCGUCUUUCACUUCUUACUGGACAUCAGCGAAUUCAUUCUGGGGAGAGACCUUAUAAAUGUAAAGAAUGUAACAAAGCCUUUAUUCAGUGCUCAAAUCUUACUCGACAUCAGCGAAUUCAUACCGGAGAGAAGCCUUAUAAAUGUAAAGACUGUAACAAAGCCUUUCAUCAUUGCUCAGUUCUUACUCGACAUCAGCGAAUUCAUUCUGGGGAGAGACCUUAUAAAUGUAAAGAAUGUAGUAAAGCCUUUAUUCAGUGCUCACAUCUUACUCAACAUCAGCGAAUUCAUACUGGAGAGAGACCUUAUAAAUGUACAGAUUGUGGCAAAGCCUUUAGUCAUAGUAGUAAUCUCACUAAACAUCUGAGAACACACACUGAAGAGAAACCCUAGUAAUGGAACAAGUGAUGGAAGAGGAUUGUCCUAAACAUGCAUUAGAAAACACAAGAGUUUAUAUAAGAAACCAAUGGAAAUGAUGUAACAAAUAUGUAGAAAGGUAUUUAAUCAAAAGUUAAAUUGAAGUAAAUAUCAGAGGUUGCAUGCUAGAAACCAUUUCAUCAAUUUUGUUUUCAGAGGUUUCUCUGAAGUACAAUGACUGUAGGGAGUACUCCAUAGUUAAAACACAUAGAAAAUGGAUAUAUUAGCAUGAAUCGUGAGAUGAAGGUUGAUGCUUAGAAAGUUACAAUUCUUAGUAAUGUAUGUAUGCUUGUUAAUAAUGACGUGAUUUGAGAUUAUUUGAAGUCAAUGUAAUUCAGCACUCAAAUAAUCCAUACUAUGCUUUGUUUCUAGUGUUUUUGCAAACAUAGGUUUUUGAUGGUUUACUAAAGAUUAGCCUUUUUAUAUGUGUUGCAACCAUUUCUGUCUAUUCUCCAUUAGAAGAUGAAGGAUACCAUAAUAUAAAAUGGACAAUGAACAUCUAAAUGGAGGUAUUUGUCAUUGAUGUGAAAUAUCUGCAGGUAGCCAUGAUAUAAGUGGUCAUUUAAUCUUUCCAUGUAUUAAAGUAAGACAGAAGUUGGUUGUUAGGUGUAAAUAGUAAUAUCCUUGAUUUGUAAGAAGAACACAAUGACAGUUCACUGCAAUACUGAUGUAUCUUUAUAAUAUCAACACAAGUCAUGAUUAUUACUUGACACUGUUGAAAUAAAGACAGUGAUAACCUAGAAACGUAAGAAACCCUUCCUGGAAAAGGCAUGGAAUUAGUGUAUACCAUGCUUGUGAAGUGCUUCCUAGGCUUUGGUAAGCCAUAAAAAUCACAAAUCUCACAUCAUUUUAUCAAAAAAUGAAUAUAUUUCCCCAUACUUUUUAUCUGUAUUUAAUCAUGGAUCAUACUGUGGCUUGUAAAAGGUUUUAUUUCAACUAUGUGUGAAAUUAAUACAUGGUUAUUAAUGAAAGUGAAUGGCUUUUAGUGUUUCA
This is a messenger RNA of Bubalus bubalis (water buffalo), 3782 nucleotides long. Its product is annotated as zinc finger protein 724. The transcript is spliced from 4 exons. Bases 606 to 2765 code for a protein of 719 amino acids. Gene Ontology annotation, molecular function: DNA-binding transcription repressor activity, RNA polymerase II-specific; DNA-binding transcription activator activity, RNA polymerase II-specific; RNA polymerase II cis-regulatory region sequence-specific DNA binding. Gene Ontology annotation, biological process: negative regulation of transcription by RNA polymerase II. Gene Ontology annotation, cellular component: nucleus. The record is from RefSeq and is a predicted model, not a curated record. NCBI's taxonomy places the organism in Eukaryota, Metazoa, Chordata, Mammalia, Artiodactyla, Bovidae.